Messenger RNA from Tachysurus fulvidraco (yellow catfish), 1954 nucleotides. RefSeq lists its product as uncharacterized. The record is from RefSeq and is a predicted model, not a curated record. Gene Ontology annotation, molecular function: GTP binding; ATP hydrolysis activity. Bases 88 to 1791 code for a protein of 567 amino acids. The transcript has 2 exons. Lineage: Eukaryota; Metazoa; Chordata; Actinopteri; Siluriformes; Bagridae.
UAGAUUUUCUAUAUGUUUCUGUUAAUAAAACUAAAAUUUCUUUAACAGGUCACGCAGUGUGCAAUUUGUGGAACUUGAACUAGCAUAAUGGCUGCGGGAUCUCAAGAGACAUCAUAUACUGUACAUGAUUUAAUCCAGAAGAGUGAAUUAAUCAGUGAAGGUCCACCUAAACGAUUUCAUCUCAUCACUACAAGAAGUAAUCUUGGUGAAAACGGCUCAGUGAGAAAAUGGACAUUUGGACAGAGAGACAUCAAUAUGCAAAACAAAAUCCUGCUAAUGGUAGGAGAAACUGGAACAGGCAAAACUACUCUGAUUAAUGCCAUGACUAAUUAUAUACUCGGGGUAACGUUUACAGAUGAAGUGUGGUUUGAGAUCACAGAGGAGGGAAGAGAGAAUCAGUCAGAUCAGUCAAAAAGUCAAACAACUGAAAUUUCUGUGUAUGAGGUGUUUGCCCAGAACAACCCAAUCUGUCUGACCAUCAUUGACACUCCAGGUUAUGGAGACACCAGGGGAACAGAAUAUGACAAACAGAUAGCCGAGAAUCUGUACAAUCUGUUUCACUGUGACGGUGGAGUGAAAGAAAUUGAUGCAGUGUGUCUGGUAGUGAAGGCAUCUGAGAAUCGACUCUCUGACAGACAGCAUUACAUCUUUGAUGCAGUUUUGUCCUUAUUUGGUAAAGACAUAGAGAGCAACAUUGUGAUAUUUAUCACUCACUCAGAUGGAGCGCCUCCAGAUGAUGCUCUUAAUGCCAUCAAGAAAGCAGGGAUUCCCUGCAGGAAAGAUGAAGAUAAUGAACCUGAGCAUUUCUUAUUUAACAAUCGCCAAACAAAAAAGAGAAGCAACAAGUAUAACAAAGAUUUCCAGAGAGCUUGGGAUCUAACAGAGGACACUUUAAAUGAGUUCUUUGACUUACUAUGUAAACAGAUCAGAAAAAGUUUAGUGCAGACUGAAACUGUUCUGACUGAGUCGAUACGACUUGAAGCCUGUAUUUCUAAUCUACAAAACCGUAUUGAGUUUAUAGAGUUCAAAAGUAAAGAACUCACUCAGAUUCAGAAAGCUCUUGAGGAAAACCACGAAAAGAUUAAGCGAGAUGAAAACUUUACUUUUACAGUGAACAAAUGUUACAAAGAAAAAGUGCCCAUUGAAGAUGCUUCAUGGAGGAACAGAAAGGUGACCAGUUGCUCUGUCUGUGAGGAGAACUGUCAUGAGUACAAUUGCUGGUGUGCCCUGAAUGCCAGGUUGUGUAAAGUCAUAAAAAAAGGCUACUGCACUGUAUGUACAGGCAAAUGUCACUACACUGAACAUGUCAAAGAGAACAAGAAAUAUGUUACAUGCAGUGAAAACAGCAACAUGACAUUUGAUGAACUUAAAAUACAAUAUGAAGGUUGCGGUAAUCCAGAAUCAGAUACCAAGUUUGACUCUGAGUCCUUUGAGAAUGCAAAAAAGGACUUUGAAAGCAAAAAGAAAAAGGAAGAGGAGAAGAACAGCAUAGAGGAAAGACUGCAAGAAGAACUGACUGAGAAAGAAAAAGAAAAAGCUGAGCUGGUGGAAGAAGCCUUCAACAGCAUCAUGAAACUGUCACAGAUUGCUCUGAAGUCAGACUCUGCUUUCAUUGUGCAAUCUCUUGAUUUCUUGAUCCCUCGAGCUGAGGAAUCUGGAAGAAAUAUUCUUGCUAAGAAUCUAAGAGAGCUAAGGAAGAUUCAGCCUGAAUCAGAGGAAAGAGUUCACGAUGCAAUUGAGUAUGCAAGAGCAGGUUUAAAUAAAAUGAAAGAUUUUAUUAGUGGUAAAUAAAUGAAUGCAAGAGAUUAAAUAUGUUCGUGUAACAUGAUGUAAUACAUAUGGUAUAAUGAACAUGUCUGCAUCAAGAAAGCAAAAUUUUCUUCAGUUAAUCAAAUACAUUGUGUUUAUUCAGUAAUGCUAAUGUUAAAGAUUUAAUAUUUUACAUUAAACUGCU